Drosophila takahashii is the source of this 549-nucleotide messenger RNA. RefSeq lists its product as uncharacterized. The record is from RefSeq and is a predicted model, not a curated record. NCBI's taxonomy places the organism in Eukaryota, Metazoa, Arthropoda, Insecta, Diptera, Drosophilidae.
AUGCGGAGCAUUACAAUAGUGCUUACUAUCAUUACCUUUUUAUUUGCUUGUGAUAUAGGUGACUCCGUCAUCUUCAGAAUGACCAAUGUGGAGUGCAUAAGUCAUAAUAAAUCGUGGGUGCGGGUCAAUAUGUGUCGCUUGAAGGCGAUAAGUCGCUACAAAGUGGUAUUCAAUUUUAACGCAACCUUGUUCUACCCAACCCCCGACAUCAGAGUGACCUAUCGAGUUUUUAAGAGGGAGAACGGCUAUAAGCCAUGGAUGAUCAAUGUAGAGAUCGACAGCUGCCGAUUCCUGAGGAAACCGUAUAACGUUUUUGGUGUUAUGAUAUAUAACUUUUUUAGAAACUUUACGAACGCCAAUCACACUUGCCCGUUAUCUGGUGAUCUCAUCGUUAAGAAUAUGUAUCUUACCACUGAACCGUUUAAGGGUCUUCCAUGGCCCACCGGUGAAUAUUUAUUCGCUAUGAACUGGAAGUUCUUUAGGAAGCCGCAGUUCGACACAAACGUUAGCUUCCAGUUUAUUGAAGAUUUAUUGCAACCAAAAGUAUAA